Molecule: messenger RNA, 1053 nt
Organism: Oldenlandia corymbosa var. corymbosa
Lineage: Eukaryota; Viridiplantae; Streptophyta; Magnoliopsida; Gentianales; Rubiaceae
Source: the annotation of a GenBank genome assembly
AUGAUGGAGCAAAGAUACCGGCGUCCAAGAUGCAUUCCUGAUGCACAAGGCAACUCUUUCCUCGGUCUUUGGAUUAUGAAUGGUGUUAGGGGAUGGCACCCUGAGGAAGACUACAAUGGUGGAUUACAUCCAUUAGUGGAAAAUUCACAUUUAAGAGACUUUCUGAAAUUGGUUCCAGACUAUAGGAUUUUGGAUGUUUAUUGGGAUGUGUAUGUCAUUCAAAAUUCUGCAACCACCAUAGAGGAGAUUGGUGAUGAAAACCACACCCCACCUAGAUUUGUGAAGCCAAAUAAUAAACCAGUUAAAAAAGGCCCAAUACUAGAACGAAAAACAUUGGUUGAUCAAGAAUUCCUUGACCUUCUUGGAAUGCCAUUCAAGAAUGCUUGUGGAACCAGUGAAGACACAUUGGAAGGCAAGGUUGCGGAUGCAGUGAACCAUUCUGAUGCUAAAGGAAGUGACCUUUCAAUCCCAGUGCCUAACCAUCCAGAUUCAACGGUGCUAGCUGAAGUUGCACACUGUGAAGAGCAGCGUCAUGGGAAAUUUCAACCGGAUAUUGUAGGUGAAAGGGAGAAGUUUCUUGGUGUGAACAAGACCACUGCUGAAGGGGAUGGCGUAUCACAUCCAAUGUCAAACAUUCAAGAAUCCGGACUGGGAAUUAACGAAGUUGAACCUACGAGAUAUGCAAACAUCAUUGAUGAGGACCCAGGACAUGGAAUUGAUGAAGGAUGUCAGUUUCCAGGGAGCAUAUCAUUAAAUAGAGACCAUAUGGAAGAAGUUGCAAACGAAGAAUUUAUAAGACAGCAUGCUGGGGGGAUUGCAACAGGUUAUGAUGGCGUAGCUGGAGCAACGGAGGAUGAAGAAUUGCACAAACAUGUUGGCCAUGAAGCAACACUUCUUAAGGAUGCGCCUGAAAAUGAUGCUGAAACCUUGGAUAGGGUGUACAAGCUGUGUAGGGAUGAAGUAUUUUUUGGUGUCUUUGUAUCUAAUAUGAUGAAGAAAGAUACAGGUGAAACAGACUUCAAUGUUGAGUCGUUUGACAGGGGUACAUCUUGA